CUGAAAGAUCCGCGAAUCAACCGCCCAUUAGCGGUCACAGUCACGGUCACACAACUUCCCAAUUACAGCCACAGAUCAGUCGAAACAACCGCAAUACACACUCUUCCCACCGUAACCACGACCGAGAGCUCCCCAUGGAUGAUGGAAGUCACCAAAAGUACGGGAAAUACGAUUUAUUUGCUUCCCCAGCCUACAAGCGCAUUAAUGUGGACUGUGUCGACAACUAUGAAGAGAUCGACAGUGACAUUUUCAAGCCUGUGCCAAAGAUAUCGGACGAAGCGCCCAAGUUGCCUGACCCAUUCUCCCUUGGUUUGGGUCUGAACGAGGAAGGUCCAGAGUCAUUGACUGACUCCAUCAAUGCUGUCUUCCUCUCAAAUGAAGGAGCAGGGGCGUCAUCACGCACUGCUAAGCGCGCAAGCAAUUUCCUUCAGCUUGCCGCCGAGCACGACAAGUUAAAGCAGCAACUUCGCGAGCUCACGGAACGUUUGGAGAGAGCUGAAAAGCGGACCAACGCUCUAGACUGCCAACACUCACGAGCAACCGCGACGUCCUUGGCCCCGGAACUUCCCAGGGAUCACUUACCGACAACAUCCACUUCGCGACCAUCAGUGGAAUCAACACGUUCGACAUCAUCUGGCUCCCGAGGGAUUCAGCCGACUUCAAGGGUCUCGAAUGAGUACUUGUCCGGAUGUUGUGGCUUGCAUGAACGUCAGGGCAGUCAGGCAGGGGCUCCUCGCCAAUAUCAAGCGAACAAGAUUUGA
Messenger RNA from Cantharellus anzutake, 761 nucleotides. RefSeq lists its product as uncharacterized. The coding region runs from base 135 to 761 and encodes 208 amino acids. Lineage: Eukaryota; Fungi; Basidiomycota; Agaricomycetes; Cantharellales; Hydnaceae. The transcript has 3 exons. The record is from RefSeq and is a predicted model, not a curated record.